Molecule: messenger RNA, 2931 nt
Organism: Plasmodium vinckei vinckei
Lineage: Eukaryota; Apicomplexa; Aconoidasida; Haemosporida; Plasmodiidae
Product: serine/threonine protein kinase KIN, putative
Exons: 1
Coding region: 1-2931 (976 amino acids)
Biological process (GO): intracellular signal transduction; protein phosphorylation
Cellular component (GO): cytoplasm
Molecular function (GO): protein serine/threonine kinase activity; ATP binding
Source: RefSeq, a predicted model, not a curated record
AUGAUAAAUAUUGGCAAUACUAUUAAAAAGAAACAUUUGCCUAAGAAAGAAAAAAAGCAUGCCUCUGAAAAUUUGCUAAGUAAACAUAAAAUAGAAAAUAAUGUUUUUUGUAGGAACAAUAAACUUCAAAAAGACCAUCUAGAAAUAAAGAAUAAAAAUAGAAAUAUAGACCACCAAUUCCAGCCUGUAAAAACUAAUAAAACACAUAGUAUUAAUAAAAAUGUUAUAAGUAAUAAAAUAAACAAUGAAAGGUUGUAUAUGAAAAAAGAAGAUCAUGAAACUUUUCAUAUGAAUGCUAAAUUAAGACAAAAAGGUACAAAUAAUAUAUUAAUAGGUUCAAAUGCUACUACAACAAAUUUUAACAAUACCCCUAUUACUAGUAACGCCCCCAAAUGUGCGUCUAAAAAAAGAAUAUGCAAGCACAUUCCUAUAAAUAAAAAACUAAAUCCCAAUAAAGAAAAAUUUGAAGCAGAUGCAAAUAAUCCACAAAGCAAUUUUGGUAACUUUCCCCAAUUUUUAAGAGAAUUUGAAAAAAUAAAAAGAAAUUCCCCAAUUGAACAUAGUAAUAUGCAUAAAAACGUAGGAAAAGGUAAAAAAAAUGAAAUAUAUAAGACCAAGAAAAAUUGUCAAAGCUUACAAAAUAAUCCCAAUAGUGAAAUUUUUCAAAAUAGUAGAAAUCAUUAUAUAGAUGGUAUUUUUCAUAAAAUCGAAAAAUUAAAAAGGGAUAACUAUCCUAUUAUGGCACCAUCAAAUUUUAAAAAUAAAUUAAUCAGCAAUCAUUCAUUAAAAUAUAAAUAUACCAAGGAAUGGAAUGAGGAAGAAAACAAAAAUAAUAAUAAUGUACAACGGGAUGAAUUUGAAAAAGACGAAGAAAAUAGUUCUAAUAAAGAUACCUAUUCAAGAUAUAAAAAGAGAAAAAACAUUCAAAGUGAAAAAUAUGAUCAAAAGUUAACACUAAGCAAUAUAAUAUUGAAAAAAAAAUGGAUCAAUUCAGAUAUUAUUGAAAGAAUUAUAUCCGAAAAUAGUCAACCUGAUGAACAGAUAAAAAAAAAUCCAAACGAAAAUAUUCCAAAAAAUAAUACCCCAAUAAUAGAAGUUUCACAAUGGAAAAAAAUUCCUGAUGAAAUAUCCCAAUCAAGGGACCCUCUCAUAGAUACAUCUAAUUUUGGAGAAGCAUUACAUGGGCCAACAAAAUGUGCCGCUUCUUCCAACCCUUCAUAUAAAUUAUCAGACAAAUAUUCCGAGACACUUUCAACAAGAUUAGAGUGGGAUGAAAAUAAAAUUUUGAAAAAUGAGGAAACUAUGAAAAACCAAAACGAAUUAGACAAGGUUGAAGAACAUGAUUAUGCAGUUAGAAAUACUUCGACCACGCCUACGUAUAGACAAUAUAAAAUAAUAAUCGUAAAAAGCAAUAACAUAGAAGUAGGAAACUACAUAAUAAUAAAAAAUAUAGGGAAAGGUACAUUUGGAAAAGUGUGUCUAGGAAUGCAUACAUAUGCAUAUGAAAUAGUUGCAAUAAAAAUAUUAAAUAAGAAAAAAUUAUUACGUAUAAUUAGUUAUGAUAAAAUAUUAAGGGAAAUAAAAAUCCAUAAAAAAAUAAAUCAUAAUCAUAUAUGCCGUUUUUAUGAAGUACAUGAAAAUAAAAAUAAUAUAUAUAUGAUAUUAGAAUAUUUAGGAAAUGGAGAUUUGCUGACAUAUAUAUGUAAAAAUAGUAAUAUAAAUGAAAGCAUUGCGAAAAGGAUAUUAUACCAAUUAAUAAGUGCCAUAGAAUAUUUACAUAAAAUAAAUAUAGUACAUAGAGAUUUAAAACCAGAAAAUAUAUUACUGGAUCAUAAUAAUAAUAUUAAAUUAAUUGAUUUUGGUUUAUCAACAAUAUAUAGUAAAAACAGUUGUUUACAAACAUCAUGUGGGUCCCCUUUUUAUACACCUCCAGAAAUACUAUUAGGAAAGAAAUACAAUCCUGAAUUAACAGAUGUUUGGUCUUUAGGUAUAAUCCUUUUUUUGUUACUCAAUAAAAAAUUACCAUUUAAUCAUAAUGAUAUAAACAAACUAUUUCAACAAAUUAUAAAAGGCUUAAUGCAAUUUGAACCGUAUGUGUCCAUAAACGCAAAAAAUCUUAUUCAAAAUAUGCUCAAUGUAAAUUGUAAAAAUAGAUAUAAUAUAAAUCAGAUCAAAAAUCAUAUUUGGUUUUCUAACUAUAAUGCUAAAAAGUAUGCCCACUUAAAUUACAAUAAAGCAUGCAAUUUAAUGGAUUGUAAUACUUGCACAUAUAUACAUAUAAUUAAAGCCAGUAAAUAUUAUAACAAUUUUUUAAUUAAUAGAGUAAAUAAAAUAUACAACUUAGAUAAAUCUAUGAUAUUAAACGAAUUAAAAAAUGAAGAACAAAAUUGUAUUAAAACAACAUAUUAUCUUUUGUUGAACAAAAUGGUUAAAAUCUUAUCAAAAACUAAUUACUUAUAUUCGCAUUAUAUUUUUAUAAAAAAAGAAACAGAUUCAGAAAUCUUAAUUUCUGAUGAUGAUUCUCGAUCUAUUAGUCUAAAAGACAAUAAUGAGUUCCCUAAUUUUAUACCAUUUAAUAAUUUUGAUAACUUAGGAACGUUCGAUUUUUUGGAUCUUUCAAAAAUUAAAAAUCAUGCUAAUCAAAUGAAAAAUCAAAGCAAUGGAAUUAGUGGAGAUACAGAACAAAUUAAUGCACAUAGUUUAUUACUAUUGCAAAGAAAUGAAAAAUAUAGUUUAUUUCAUAUAAAUAAAACACAAACACCAACAAAUUGCUACCAUUAUAAACAACCUAAAUGUAGAUUAAUAAAAAAUCAAAGAAAAGCUUCGUUAUUUUCUGGCAAACAAGUUAGUAGCAACUAUCCUAAAAAAUGUAUUAUUAACCCCAAUAAAGUACUUAAAGAAAAUAUUGAUAAAAAAAUUAACAAAAGAUAG